AUGACCGAAUCACGCCCCCCUAAGUGCGUUCGCUCCCUUGGUUCACUUCUACACGUUACUUACAAACCCUACAGAACCGCCGGACAAGCCCUUCAAACUCACGUUGAGCUCGAGGAUUGGGUCGUUCAACAUGGAGGCCGCCUCGAUGACACCGUUCAAUUCGCACAUGAUGCGCAGCGUGGAGUACAUCUUCAGGUCAAACCAGCGACAUCAGAAGUAUCAUCGAGCAUGACGCCAGGGACAUGCGUCAUGAAAAUCCCAAUUGAGUUAACAAUGUCCUACUUCAAUGCCAUAAACUACGAACCAGAACAACAGCAAACAGAAAAAGGAGAAAGAAAAACAACGUUCUUCUCUCAUGGAGUCGAAUUACCGAAACAACUCAUUGAGGCAAUCGGACCUGAGGAAACGACCACUUUCUUCUUAAUGGGUCAGUAUCUUCGUAGAGAAGAAGGAUUCUGGUAUCCGUAUAUACAAUCCCUUCCUGGGCCAGAGGAGUUGACAACUCCAUUGUUGUUUAAAGAGGAGGAUGGGGAUCUUGCGUGGUUGAAUAUGACGAGCCUUGCCGCCUCAAGAGAAAGAAGGUUGCAAAUCUGGAAGGUAAAUUAUGAGAAGGCAUAUUCGAUGAUGCAGGAUUUGGGGGUUGAAAAUGCCCGUCUUUAUACUUGGGAUCUAUACCUAUGGGCAUCAACAAUAAUCUCAUCACGCGCUUUUACCGCAAAAGUCCUUGCUAGCGUUAUCCCAAAACUGCAAACGGCAGAAGAAGGAGAUCGUAUUUCGGUUCUUCUGCCCUUGAUUGAUGCUACGAAUCACAAGCCACUGUCCAAAGUCGAAUGGCGAGCUGGGACUGAUAGUAUUGGUCUUGUGGUUAUGAGUGACCUUAGGGCUGGUGAUGAAGUAGGGAAUAAUUAUGGACCAAGGAAUAAUGAGCAAUUGAUGAUGAACUAUGGAUUCUGUAUACCCGAUAAUCCAUGCGAAUACCGCGUGGUCAGUCUCCGUGCACCACCAGACAGUCCCCUUGCCCAAAUCAAAGCUCAAUAUGAGCAACACUGCUCCAAAUCCGCCAAUAAACGAAACACGGUAGCUGAUCAAGAAGAUAAAUACUACGUCUUCUCCUUGUCCUACCCACUUAUCGACUCAUUCCAACCGUUGGAGUAUUCUAUCUUCUCGCCUGAUUUGCUGCGCGCUUUAUCAGUCAUUGUUGCGAAUGAUCGGGAAUUGGAGACGGUUACGAUUGAUGAAGACGGGUUUCAGGUGCCUUGGGCGCAGUAUGCAGGUUCUAGGAACCUGAUUGCAUCCUUGAAUCAGAUUGUUAUUGAGUUACUGUCUUAUAUUCGGAGACUUGAGGUCUCCGGGAGUCAGUUGGGGGACCCUAAGAACUUGAAGCAGGUUUUUUCCAAACAGUUUCGAGAGAGUCAUAUUGAUCUUUCGCGGACAGCUGUGUUUAUUGCUAACUGGACGCUUAUGUCCCGAAGGAUUUUGGAAGAGGGCAGUCAAGGGGAGCUUCUUGAUGGGUUGUUAUCUCGCGUUCCAGAACGGAUAUUCGACGCCGAAAAGAAGGUGCAUAUUAAAGAAAGGAUACUGAACAGGAAAAGUCUCCUUCCAGGCAGUCAGUCAGCUGAACUUUUCGGGUUCGGGGAUCUAUACCAACUCCUACCCAUGAGUUUACAGAGUAUUGCAAAGGAGUGCAUUGAUGGACUCAUUACCAGAGCUAAACAAGCAAUUGCGAUCGAUGAUGGUACUGGAUCAGGCUCAGGAGACACAGAAAAUGGACCACACGCAUUAUUCGCUUAUGCAGUCUUCAUCAAUCUCAUCGUUGCCGUCCACAGACAUACCCCAUCACAACUCCCCCCUCGUCUGAGAAUAUGGUGCAACUUCCUCAUGAAUACAUACCCGGCUCCACCAAACGACGUAUCCUGGACUCUUCCCGACGAGACCGACGAGACUAUAUUAUCUGCAUUUGAUUCAUUCAUCAAUGAUCACCUCCCCGGUAAUGUCUUGGGACCUCUCACGCCAUGGGUAGGUACGCCUGUCCCGGGCCAGGGAGAAAGGGAUGUCAGUGACUGGUGGCUUUCACCGAAUUGGUUACGCUGGGCUUGGUUAGUUUUGGAGCAGGAGAUGGUUAUGAAUGUCGUUGAUGAUCCGUUGGGGGAGAUGGUUGAUGGAAUGAGUGGGAUGAGGAUGAGGGGGGUUUUGUAUAUUCCGAGAGAGCAAUAUAACUAG
This is a messenger RNA of Talaromyces stipitatus ATCC 10500, 2220 nucleotides long. Its product is annotated as SET domain protein. The transcript has 3 exons. The coding region runs from base 1 to 2220 and encodes 739 amino acids. The record is from RefSeq and is a predicted model, not a curated record. Gene Ontology annotation, biological process: peptidyl-lysine monomethylation. NCBI's taxonomy places the organism in Eukaryota, Fungi, Ascomycota, Eurotiomycetes, Eurotiales, Trichocomaceae. Gene Ontology annotation, molecular function: protein-lysine N-methyltransferase activity.